GCAAGAUCCCAGACAAUCGGGGAACAAUCGGUGGUCCUCCCAAAUCUCGGCAGUUUGUCGGCCGUGUAUAUCGUAGUUUAAUAUCAUAUAUAAACUGUGUGUGAAUAAGAUAGAACCCCGGUGGGCUGCGGGAUAUACCAUGAUAUACAGUGAUCGGAUCAUUCAAUACCCACUGUGCGACGUGUAUGCAUAUCAGGGGGAAUGUUAAAUCGCACGCGUCCAUUCAUACACUUGCUGAAGUUUUUAAAUACUUUCUUUUGAUCUUUUUGAAAAUUUUCUGUCGGAAUAUUGCGUGCAAGGAGAGAAGAAGCCAUUUCCUCUCGUCUACGAAAAGCGUAAGAAUUGCGGCUUUCAAUUCUUUUUAAAUUUUUUAAUUAACUUUUCCUGUUAAUUGUGGAAUUCCGACUGAGAAGAGGCAGGGUUGAGUGUCGAGAGUGGAGAGGCAUGCGGCUGGUGUACGCUGGAUGCACCGAUGCACUCGAUGUAAACAAAAUCGUGUACAGACUUUCCGGUCAGUAGAGCUGACACUUCAGCGAAGAGAGGGCAACGUCAAAUGUUUCAUCACUCAAUUCACGGAGGAAAUAUUCAAAAUAUUCAAGAAACUUGGAAAUUUUUUUCUCCUCUACUUGCUCUUUCGCAAUAAGUGUGCUUACUUUUCGGAUGUGCCGUGUUGUUAAUGAGAUGCAGGUUAGUUGCGGCGUCUUAAGCUGAGUUAAUUUUCAUAGCUUCCCUUGAAACAUAAAAAACUCGACCUAUAGACUCUCAUAAAAAAAGAAGAAGGCGCUGAUUUUUAUGAGAAGCAAGCUCUGUAUGACUUAUCACAUACGUAUGAUAAGAUCCUCUAAGGGUUAAUUACAUAGUAAGAAGGAUGCAAAGUAAAAUGAGCGAAGCGCGAGUUUCUAAUUACUAAAGCUCGCGUUACGGUUUUUUAAUAACUUUACGAUAUAAAAACAAAAUGCGUGUGCUUCUGUGAAUGAAUUAUAUAUUUUUUUGGUGGGAUAUACAUACGAGAGAUGUAUCACUCCAGUGUAUAGUGGCACGUGUGGGGAAAUUUUAACCGAAUUGUAAGAGUGUGUGUGACCACCAGGGAAUAGCCAGGAUGCACCUUGCCUUGUUGUUAUCGUAUGCUAUCAUCCUGUGUAACCUCGGAUCCGUGGCCACCGGCCCCCGGUCAAAGAAGCGAGAAGUGGAUUUAAUAUCCACGCUUUAUGCCAAAGCAGCAAAGUUACCAGGACUAGAAAAAGUGGAGCCAAAAGGCUACAAAAUCACAUCUAAGUGGAAUCCACGCAAUUUACCAAACAUUAAGUUUAAAAGAUUCUGGAAAAAAUAUCAUGGAAAAUUAACGUUUUAUUUCUCUGGUCAAAUAAUUCCACAAUCGAAACCUAUUCCUAUAUUUUCCAUAUAUCAUAAACGAAAACUAUUGCCAUAUUUUGAAGCAUUAGUGGAUUUUCAGAAAGGGAAAGUUAUAAUUCGAUAUCAGGGAGUGACAUCAUUCCAGCGGAGUUUUAUUUCGUUUGAUUCAACAAUACAAUCGAUAUCAGGGGCAAUAAUCCAAAUCAAAACCGAUGAAGUGAGGAUUCAACUUGAUUGUCUUCCUUUGAAAUCUGUCAAACUCCGGCAAAAAAUAGCACCUAUUCCACGUUCUUCUAAAAUUGCCCUUCAAGAUUUCAAGAGUAAAGAGAAAGUCAUAGGUUUACUUUUUGAAGCUAAGGUGUACAGUUAUAUAAACAACAUUCCAACUACCUGUUUUAGUAAAGCAGUAGCAGCUUACCAGAAAGACGACAGUAAAGUUUCCACACGGACAGCGACAGAAGAGUUACGGUCCUUGCAGAGAAGGGUGUCCCAUUUAACAUCUGUUGUGGACCAACUGCAAGCAGAGAACUUAGAUUUGAAGGCCAGACUUAAUCUACUGGACAGUUGUGUCUGUUACCCACAAUGCCUUGUGAAUGGUGUGAUCUAUGCUGAUGGCGAAUCUUGGCAGAAAGACACUUGCACGUUCUGCACUUGCAGGGAAGGCCAGGAGGAUUGUAUAAGAAGAGUGGAGCUGCCUCAGUGUCAUGCCCCAUGUGUAACCUCACCCUGCCAGAACAAUGGAUAUUGUGUGGACACCCACCCUGACCCCUCUGGCUACCACUGUAUGUGUCAGCCCCCUUAUGAUGGCCCCUUGUGUGAGACUAGGCAGAAUCCCUGUGUGUGGCCCCAGGAGCCAGGCCUCUGCAACAAUACUGUGGUCAGAUAUUACUAUGACAGAUUUGAAGAGGAAUGCCAAGCCUUCAACUACACAGGCUGUGGUGGAAACGUGAACAACUAUGAGAGUUUUGAGGCUUGUCGAGAGGUGGCCAUGACAGGGGCAUGUUGUUUUCGGCGAUUUAAAGCUGAUGAGAAGGCUCUGAUAACAGGGAACCAGAUGAAGGAGUCCAAAUGCCAGGUGUUGUCCCUAAAAGAUUGUAAAGCUAUCCACAACCAGAAGAGGAAGCAUUAUACUAAGGAGGUGGUGGCGUUCUACCCCAGCCUGAGCUGUGAGGAGGCUGGGUGUAUGAAUACACAGAGUGGGUGUGUCUAUGACGGAACCUCCUACCAGCCAGGGGCCGUCACCUACCAGGGCUGUCAGAAAUGUACAUGUGAAAUCGACGAACGAUGGACUUGUCAAUGUGAGACCAUUGGACGGAGGAAAGACAUACGUGACAUGUCCCAAUCUGAGCUAUCCCGUUUUCAAACAGCGGUUCAGCAGCUCCGAUUUGAAAACAAGCAGUGGGAGAAAUUCCGAGACAUGUACAUGGCUCAUGGGAUGCAUGCCAAUGGAGGGCCCUAUUUCUUACCGUGGCAUAGAGUCUUCCUACGAGAGGUGGAGAAGAAGCUACAGAAGAUUGACUGUGGUAUCACAAUGCCUUACUUUGAUUUUACUACAGAUGUGGGGAAUUUCGCAGAAGCCAUUAUCUGGCAGCCUAACUAUUUUGGUGGAGAUGGUUCUGGUUUUAGCCAUUGUGUGCCGGAUCAUAGUUUUGGAACCCCUGGCAGCUGGCAGCCCUGCAUCAUGAGGAAUUUCCACACAACCAUUGAACUCCCGACCAUGGUAGAUCUGGCUUUGGCCCUGUCCAGUGAUGACUACACAGAAAUGAGCAUGAGUCUGGAGAGCUACAUCAGCUACCUCCACCGCUACAUAGGUGGAGACAUGGCUACCACUGGGGGGCCCUAUGACCCAGUUUUCUUUGCCAUUCAUUCUUUCGUUGAUAUGCUAUACUGGAGAUGGCAGCAAAGAGGCAACAACAAGUUCAAAUACCCGGCAGCUUUCGGCAAUAUUCCCAUGGUGCCCUUCAACAUUCCACCGAGUAGUGUACUUGACCUUGAGGCUGACCUUUGUGUGACCUAUGCCCCACCCUCUUUGGGUCACCCUUGCAACACAAGCACUGGUGGUAUUGACACCUCUGGGGCUGAUCGAGGAGACACCCCAAGCAGUAAGGUGGCUGUAGUAAACUACCCUGGAUACGUCAAUGGAUUUGACAGGAAUGGUUAUGAUCUUGGUGGAUACAAAGAAAAUGGUCUAAACAGGGAUGGCUUUGACAAAGAUGGUUAUGAUGUGGAUGGAUACAAUCGCUAUGGUUACGACAAGGAUGGGUACAACAGGUGGGGAUUUAACAGAACAGGGUAUGAUAGGGGAGGGAAGCAGGACACCCACAGGAUCUAUGAUCAGAAUGGCUUUGACGACCAGUGUCUGGAUAUACAAGGUCUGACUAAGUACGGCUUCGAUAGAUUCGGGUUCACCCCCGCAGGGUUUGACAAGGAUGGCUGUAACUUCCUGUAUAAAGGUCCCUUUGAUGUUCUCCAUUCCCUGAGGAUCUGGGAGCUGUUGUCCCUGCAGGACCGAGGCUUCCUCCUGUCCGUCUACAGACUCUGUCCCUCCUUGGACCCCGUCCCCCUCAGCUGGAGCAGGCAGUUCUGGGCCCCCAAGUUUAAGGAUGUCUCUGGUCUAGUUCACAGCAUUACACCAGAGACCACUCUCAGCAUUCCGUCCUCACGUUUCUGUUUUGAGACCACCCCUUAUCUGACUCCAUGCACUUGUGAGACGUCCAUCACCAGCUGUACAGAGAAUCCGUGUCUCACGGAUGUUUGUCCCUCUUACCCAGAAGCUAUUUGUCACGUAGACUUCUGCUCAGAGUGCAAGGCGACCUGGUACUAUAACAACCAAGAGGUGGAUUGUCUGGAAGACAGAGACUUCUGUGAUCCCAAUCCUUGCCUGAACGGAGGGACAUGCCAGAAGAGUAUCUGGCCUACCGAGCCCCAGCUGGUGACCUGCAGGUGCCCCCCGGGGUACGACGGACACCUGUGUCAGUACACCUCUAUAGAGGUGUGCAGUCUCCCACUCAGCAUAGGAAGCUGUAAUGACAGAGAGAGUAGAUGGUUCUACAACCACCAGACACAGAACUGCGAGUCAUUCAUUUACUCGGGGUGCGGAGGGAACGCCAAUCACUUCCUGACGGAGGAGGCGUGUCAGUCGCGAUGUGUGAUCGGAGCAUGCUGCCACAGGAAACCGCUGUUCAAAAGGAGGCUGGUCGGCUACAACCUGGAUAACUAUGACAGGUAUGGCUUUGACAAAGACGGAAACAGUCGAAGAGGUGAUACCAGAAACGCCAACAACUCAACUCCAUUUGGUUCGGAGAGAUUCAACAGCAAAGGCUAUGACUGGGAAGGAUAUGAUGUAUUUGGCUAUGACAAGGAUGGAUAUGACAGACUAGGAUACAACAGUGAAGGAUAUGACAGGGAGGGCUUCAAUAUCCAGGGAUAUAACAGGAUAGGGGAGUACGACGGGAUCCUGGAGUACAACAAAGAGGGAUACAAUGUCGAAGGAUUCAACAGAGCUGGUAUGAAUUGCCAAGGCUACAACAGGCGUGGUCUGGAUUAUUACGGUAUGUCAACUGGAUACAGCUACAAGUGCAGCCCCAUGUCCCUGAUCCAGUGUCAGAACCUAGAGCGGAACUCUGACACUGAAGUGGUCCAGUUCCGGCCCGGGAAACAGUGUGCAGAGGUGGGCUGUGGAGAGAAGUGUGGCUGUACCUACAGGAACAACACCUAUACCUUUGGUCAGGAGUUCCGCAUCGGAUGCCAGACCUGCACCUGUACCAUCCGCGGCUCAGUUACCUGUAGAUGCAUGAGGUAUAACUUCCGUAGGAGGGAAAUCCGGGAUAUGACCAAAGAAGAGCUGGAACUUUAUCAGACAGGAAUCAAGAGAUUGGCAACCAGUACUGGUCAUGAACCUUCCUUGUGGUUCCAGUUUGCUGACAUGUACCUCAGACACAAACCACAAGCUGUCGGCUCCGACCAAUUCCUGCCAUGGCACAGAGCUUUCUUAAAAUAUGUGGAACAACAUCUGCAGAACAUCAACUGUGACAUCACCAUUCCUUACUACGACUGGACGAUUGAUGCUGGAGAGCCCCACAAGUCAGUGAUUUGGUCUAUGGUAGUGUUUGGAGGGAAUGGGGAGGGGCAGAAUGGGUGUGUCCCCCAUCAUAGCUUCAAGGACUACUAUCCUCCCUCCUGGGUGCCCUGUCUGAGACGACAGUUCAAUAACAGCGUUACAUUUCCCGAUGCCAUUAAUGUCCAGCUGGCAGUGAAUGAUCCUUCAUACACUAACUUUAGGUUACAGAUGGAGAUGAUGCUAGCCUCUGUACAGAGUUACGUCGGAGGACACAUGUACUCUGAUCUCAGUCCGUAUGACCCAGUCUUUAUGUCUGUGAUAGCUUACAUUGACAAGUUGUGGACUCUAUGGCAGGAAAAACAUCCUGAUUGGAUGGCAAGCUACCCGGUUGAGCUCCGAUACAAACCCAUGGACCCAUUUAAACUUUCUCCAGAGGAUGUGAUGUACUCUUCUGUACAGAUGUGCGUGGAUUAUGUCCCCUUGACCUACACGACCCUGUGCAAUAUCUCUCUGCCUAGGUAUGGUUACGAUGAGGAUGGAUAUGACAGACAUGGGCUGGAUAGGGAGGGUUAUGACAGAGAUGGAUUCAAUAUCGACGGAUUUGACAGGAACGGUAACAGAGAUAUGAGAGGUGUGUUCAGCACCAGUGGAUAUGACAGAGGUGGAUUCAACAGGCAGGGCUUUGAUGUCUCCGGAUUUGACCGAUAUGGAUUCUACAUUGACAUGUAUAACUUGGACGGCUUUGACAGUAAGGGUUAUGACCGCUGGGGCUACGACAGGUAUGGAUACAACAUAAAUGGAGUCACUCCGUAUGGAUUUAACAGAAAUGGAACCUGGAAUCCAGAUGCAGAUCAGUCUGUUAUCAACAAGUUUGGUUAUAAUGUCUAUGGUUUCAAUAAGUAUGGCUAUGAUAGAAAUGGGUACGAUGUGUUUGGCUUUGAUUCUCGAGGUCUGGAUAAACACUUCUGUAACAACUUCUACCUGGGCCCUGUUUACAUGGUCAUCAAACGCUGGGUGGAGUUGGAGCUGGAGAAACUGGAUAAAGGCCCAAUCUUGGACAUCUAUCGUCUCUGCCCCUAUGUUACUUUUAUGCCUACCUGGAUGUACACCGUUAACUGGUUCACUCGUAACGAUCAAGUCAAUCUGAUCAACACACUGGAGAAACAGGCCCGAGCAGACCAUCGAUUUGAGCCAACAUACCUGCCCAGGUCAUCCUCUGUCACAGAGCUUAACCUGUGGCUACCUGUACCACCUGAUCAAAGGUUGUGUUUUGUGACCAACUACUUCAGUGGAUGUCCUUUUGGACGGUUCCCUGUCACCUGUCGACCAGACCUGUGUAAGGGGAGAAAAUGUCCAGGCAUCCCUGAUGCAGUCUGCAGAAUCAACACCUGUGGGGACUGCUCUAUUGAGUGGUACAAUGGAUUAACAGGGGCACCUGUUGUCUGUUCAGGUUGUGUGACAGACGACGGGAGAGAGGAACCAGAGGGCGCCACGUGGAGGAGAUCAGAGUGUGACGUCUGCAGUUGUCAGGAUGGCAUGGUGAGAUGUUCCACCACUCUGUGUCCAGCGGUCACCUGUAGAAACCCUGUUCAAAUCCCUGGCCAGUGCUGUGCCUCCUGUGAAGGUGGGUGUCAGUAUGAAGGUAGAAUCUACGAGCCAGGUGUGACCUUUACCCCUGACUCCGCCCCCUGCAGCGUGUGUGUCUGUAACCGUGGCGACGUGACCUGUAGGCCCCGCCCCUGUAAGGACCUGGGGAAGUGUAAGAGCAGCAUGACCUUACCUGGGGAUUGUUGUCCCACCUGUAUGGACUGUGGGAGGUAUGCCAACGCCUCCAUGUGGAAACAGGGACCGUGUCAAAAGUGUAGCUGUAUUAAUGGCAAUGUGCAGUGCUCCGAGCUACAGUGUGGGAUACCAGACUGUAAAUACCCAUAUACCCCACCCGGUGAAUGCUGUCCCACAUGUGUCUCCUGUUACUACAACAGGAGGACCUAUGAAGAUGGAAGUCAGUUUGACCUUGAUGCCUGCACCAGAUGUUCUUGUCGCCAUGGUGAUGUACAGUGCAGUAAAACGGCCUGUCCAGCUGUCAGCUGCCCCAACCCAAUCACUCCUCCAGGAGAAUGUUGUCCAGUAUGUACCAGUGACUGUGAGUAUGACAUGCAAACAUACAGACACAUGGAGUCCUUCCUGGCCAGCUAUGACCCCUGUCUCAACUGCUCCUGUACCAACUCCAUCGUACGCUGUAUCCCCAUCAUGUGCCCCCACAGAGACUUCCCCUGUAGGAACCCCAUCAGGAAGGGGAAGGGAUGCUGUGAAUUUGUCUGUCCCAGCUGUGUAGAUGGAGGGAGGGAGUACUACAAUGGGGAUACCUGGCCGUCCCCCCGGGACCCCUGCCAGGUGUGCCAGUGCUCCGAGGGCAUUGUUACCUGUAAAACCAACAAAUCCUGUAUGUACAGGUGUACACAUGGAGUGAUUCCACAGGGGAAGUGCUGCUCCGACUGUAGAGACUGUCUGUUCAACGGGCGAUUGAUCAGUGAUGGGCGUCGGUUCCAGGCCCCCGGGGACAGGUGCCAGCAGUGUACCUGUGAGCGGGGUAACGUCAGGUGCCAGAGUUCAGGGCCCUGCCCCUCCCUCACCUGUACGAUCACAGAACAGUUGCCUGGAGAGUGCUGCCCAAGGUGUAAAGGAUGUUUACACAAUGGUCAGCAAUAUCAGAACGGGGACACAGUAUCAGCCAGUUUGUGUGAAAGCUGUGUUUGCAACCAAGGUGCGGUGGAGUGUAAGGCUAUAGGCUGUGGACCGCCACGCUGUGAGCGACCGGUACAGGUGCCUGGGCAAUGCUGCCCUGUGUGUCAGGGAUGCGAGUACCGGGGGAGGUCUUACCCUGAGGGACAGAGCUUCUCCAACCCCCAGGAUCGUUGUGAACAGUGCAUCUGUCAGAAUGGUCGAGUUCAGUGUAACAGGAGGACAGAUUUGUGUUCACCCCGCCCCUGCUCCCAUCCUGAGACCCUCCCCGGGGAUUGCUGUCCAGUGUGUGAUGGUUGUCUGUUCAUGAGAAGACGGUUCGCUAAUGGCCAGAAGUUUGUUCCUGCAGGAGGGGACCCCUGUAAAAUCUGUAGAUGUAUGGGUGGUAACGUGACAUGUAUGUCAAUGGGCUGCCCUCCCCUGAAGUGUAAAAAUCCGGUCAAGCCCCCAGGGUACUGCUGCGGAGUGUGUCCACUGGACUGUGUGGUCAGAGGCAGGAACUACAGUGAGGGACAGACAUUUGCCGACCCCAGGGACAAAUGUAAUGUCUGUACAUGUGCUGAUAGCUCCAUCACUUGUCAGCCAAUGGUGUGUCCAGUUCCUCAGUGUAACAACCCGACCAUUCGACCUGGCGAGUGCUGUCCGUCGUGUCAGAUGUGUAGUCAUGGUGACAGACAACUACAAAAUGGGGAGAGUUAUGUCAACCCCAAAAACCCCUGCCAGCAAUGCACUUGUCAGAAUGGCGUGGUGAGCUGUACCAGUGUACGGUGUCCGGUCCUGAACUGUAUUGACCCAGUCUAUGAGCUGGGCAAGUGCUGCCCCUCCUGUUCCUCAGACAAGUGUGUCGUGGAGGGGCGGACCUACCGGUCAGGUGACUCCUUCUGUCUGCCCUCUGACCCCUGCCAGGAGUGUCAUUGUAUAGGGUCAAAGGCAACGUGUGCAAAGAGGGAGUGCCCCGAGACUCGGUGUAGGAAUCCAGCCUUCCUGGCUGGCAAAUGUUGUCCAGAGUGUAAAGAUUGUAAUUACAAUGGUCUGAUUUACCGAGACAAGGAGGACUUUGUAAAUCCGCGGGACAGGUGUCAGACUUGUACCUGUAGGCUUGGUAACAUUGCCUGUAAAGCCACGAACUGUGUCGUCACAAAAUGUCAGCACCCUGUCACCAACAGGUGCUGUCCAGAGUGUGAUGGCUGCUUCUACAAGAGUCGGACGUAUCGCAAUGGGGAGAGGUUCCAGGACAGCCGAGACCCCUGUGUGACGUGUACCUGUAGAGAUGGUGAUGUCGCCUGUGUACCUAACCCUUGCCCUGCUGCAUCCUGUAAGAACCCUGUGCAGGGCAGGUGCUGUGCGGAGUGUGCAGACUGCAUGUAUCAGGGGAGGAGACUCAAGGACAAUCAGCGGUUCAGGGAUAACAACAAUCCGUGCAAUGAGUGCAUUUGUAGACAGGGUAGUGUGGCGUGUACCCCGCUACCCUGCCCGACAGCCACCUGUAGUAACCCCACUCAAGGGAGAUGCUGUCCCGAGUGUAGGGAUUGUCAGGUGGAUGGGAGGGUCAUUUCUAACAAUCAGAUGGUGCCCAGUCCACCCGGAUCCUGUCAGGAUUGUGUGUGUAGGAAUGGGAAUACAGAGUGCCGUAAAAAGCGAUGUCCGAGAGCUCAGUGCAGUCAUCCAGUGAAGAGAGAAUGCUGUGAGGUGUGCACCGAUUGUGUCCUCAAUGGUGUAGAAUACAGAAAUGGGGAGAUGUUUCCUGACAGCAGUGACAGGUGUAGAGAGUGUCAGUGUGUCAAUGGAAAUGUCCAGUGUAAGCAGAAGGUUUGUCAGGAUGUCAGGCGACAGUGUAACAGCCCAGCUGUCACCGACUGCUGCCCUAAGUGUCAGGAUUGUCAGUUCAGAAACCAGUUCUAUCGGGAUGGAGAGAAGUUCCCAGAUGUGUCCGAUCCCUGUAAAGAGUGUGUCUGUCAGAGAGGAAGUGUAAACUGUGCCCAAAGAACUUGUCCAGCUAUUACUUGCUCACAUCCAAUCAGGGGCCAGUGUUGCCCUCAAUGUGGGACAGACUGUCUGUAUAACAAUAAGUUGAUACGUGACAAUCAGUCAUUUAAGGAGAGUUGCCGGAACUGUACCUGUAGUGGGGGGACCGUGUCCUGUUCAGGGAUCACCUGUCCGAACGUCCAGUGCAGCCACCCUGUGUAUGACGAGUGUUGUAAGAGGUGUAACAGGUGCUUGUUGGAGGGGAGGAUCUAUGGAGAUGGGGAGCGUUUCCAAGACAGAGACGAUCCUUGUUCUGAGUGUGUCUGUCAGGGUGGUUCAGUGAGCUGCAGCAAGAAGCCAUGCCCCGUCCAGAAAUGCUCCCAUCCAACCGUGAACCAGUGUUGUCCCGAGUGUACUGACUGUUUGUACGAGGGCGUGGUCAUCAGACAUGGAGAAUCCCAUCGCAAGGACGCUUGUCACACCUGUUCUUGUAGGUUUGGAUCAGUGGACUGUGUGAAGGUGGAGUGUCCGAGGAUCACCUGCUCCUCCCCCUACACCGACACCUGUGGAUGUCGGAGGUGUGACCGCUGUUCCCACCAGGGCAACUCCUAUGACAAUGGAGUGACCUUUCCUGACCCACAGGACAAGUGCCGCCAGUGCCAGUGUUUGGAUGGAAAUGUGAGGUGUUUAAAGAAGACAUGCCCCGUGCAGUGUACCCACCCGUCCACCACAGACGGAUGCUGUCCCAUCUGUACCAAAUGUCUGUACGAUAACAAGGUGCAUGAACACGGACAGUUGUUUACCCCCGAUUCUGACCCGUGUCAACAGUGCCAGUGUAGGGAGGGCAGUGUUCAGUGUUUGAAGAAGACUUGUCCUGAGCUGUGUACCCACCCCUCCACCACCGACGGCUGCUGUCCAAUCUGUCGCGACUGUAUGUACGAGGGCGCAGUACAGAAAUACGGCAGUGUGUUUACGUCAAGGAGAGACCCCUGUCAACAAUGCCAGUGUCGAGACGGGAAUGUGAACUGUUUGACAAAGACCUGCCCCCCACUGAAUUGUCCUCGACCUGUGACCCGCCCCGGAGAGUGUUGUCCUGAAUGUCAAGUUUGUAACUUUUUGGGCGGUGUUUACAAUGACGGAGAGAGGUUUAAGCAUCCCCAGGACAAAUGUAAAACCUGCACUUGUUAUGAAGGAAAUGUGCGAUGCCUUAAGGAUACCUGUCCCGAGCUGUGUACCCACCCCUCCACUACUGACGGGUGCUGUCCCAUCUGUCAGGACUGUAUGUACGAGGGCGUCAUACAGAAAUACGGCAGUGUGUUUACGUCAAGGAGGGACCCCUGUCAACAAUGCCAGUGUCGGGAUGGGAAUGUGAACUGUCUGACAACUACCUGCCCCCCACUGGAUUGUCCUCGACCUGUGACCCGCCCUGGAGAGUGUUGUCCUGAAUGCCCAGUAUGUAACUUUUUGGGCCGUGUCUACGAUGAUGGAGAGAGGUUUAAGCAUCCCCAGGACCAGUGUAAAUCUUGCACUUGUUAUGGAGACAAGGUGGAGUGUGUGAGACAGCCUUGUGUUACACCCUGUACAUACCCAACCCAGGGUGCAUGCUGCCCGUUGUGUGACAAUUGUGAAUUUGAAGGGAAAAUUCGCCAAAAUGGUGCAACCUUUAAACCCGACGCAUGUCGCACCUGCACAUGCACUGAUGGAAAUGUGAAGUGCAUAACCCAGAGUUGUCCCCCUUUAGGCUGCAUUCAGCAAGAGGUACCAGAGGGGGAAUGCUGCCCUGUGUGUAAAAGUUGUUCUUUCAAUGGGCGCCAGUACGUGGACGGGUCAGAGUUCACCCUGGACACCGAUCCCUGUAUGACCUGCCUCUGUCACAACACUGUGAUGACUUGUGAGCAGAAGAAGUGUUUCUCCAUUUGUGAUAAUCCAGUGUCUGUGCCUGGCCAGUGCUGCCCUGUGUGUCCAACUUGUAACUACCAAGGAAGAAAUUAUCGUGAAGGCGAGACUUUCCAACCUCGUGGUGACGCCUGUGACGUCUGCACAUGCUCAAGCGGGCGUUUGAACUGCCAUCACAAAGUGUGUCCCCGUACCGCCACUUGUCCUCCCAACCAGAUUAUCUCCCCCUUACCCGGCGAGUGCUGCCCAACCUGUGCUGGAUUGGGGUACAACUGUUCAAGGACUGACAUUGGACAGGUUUUACGAACCAAACCCAGCGAUGCCUGCUUCAAGUGUGAAUGCAGGGCUGAGAAGAACUGGAUGUGUACCUACGACCCGUGUCCCCCGGUCAGCUGUCCUCCCUCGGUCCAGAUCAGAUCCCCAGGGCAGUGUUGUCCUACCUGUCCAGCAUGCCAUGACCUGGAGGUGGACCGAUGGUAUGAGGAGGGAACCUCGUGGAGUGGGGACAGUGACCCGUGUGUACACUGUGAAUGUCAGAACGGUGACGUGAUGUGUCAUGUGAUUGGUUGUCCCGCUGUGGUUUGUAACAGGCAGCAGAGGUUUGUCAGGCCACCAGGGAAAUGCUGCGCCAUGUGUGAGGACCUCCCUGCCAUUCCAUGCCAGUAUCAAGGAUCUGUGUACCAGGUGGGUGAGAAGUGGCGAGUGGACGACUGUACGGAGUGUCGCUGUAUGGGACGGGAGGUCGAGUGUCUGACCCAGAAGUGUCCCCCACUGGACUGUGACCCCAGCGAUGUCGCCUCGGCAACCCCAGGGUCAUGUUGUCCAGUCUGUGUCACAAGGCCGGGGACCUGUCUGGUGUUCGGGGACCCCCACUACUACACCUUUGAUGGGUCCACCAUCCACUUCCAAGGAUUCUGUCAAUAUACCAUGGCAACAGAUUGUGUCAACAAUGACUUUGCGGUGGAUGUUCACCAUGACAACAGAGGGAUAUCAGGUCACGUGUCCUGGGCCCAGAAUUUCACCGUUACAUUGGGUCAGAAUGUGAUUCACCUCCUCCAGAACCAUGUGGUGGAGGUGGAUGGGCGGAGAGUGGAGCUGCCAUUCUACAACCAGAAGUUUUCUGUGGAACACAAUCAAGACUCAGUCCUCUUCAACACCAAGCUCGGAGUCAAGUUGGUGUGGAAUGGUAACAGCUAUGCGGAGCUGAGUGUCCCAGGAACUUACCGUGACAAGCUGUGUGGACUCUGUGGAAACUUUAACGGUUUCCCGAUGGACGACCUCAAAACUAAGGGAGGACGUAUCACCAACUCUCCUAGUAUCUUUGGAAAUAGUUGGAAGACGUCGCAGCAGGAGAACGCAUUCUGUGAGGACGGGACAGACAGGGACCCGUGUGUGGAGGCCGGCUACCGCGCCAGGAAGUUUGCCAACACUCAAUGCUCCAUACUCAGGGGUCCAAAGUUCAGUCGAUGUCACCGCACCGUGGCCCCUGAUCCUUUCUAUGCAGCCUGUGUGUACGAUCUGUGUGUGUGUGGUGACAAUUCUACAUGUCUUUGUGACAUUCUGUCCUCCUAUGCAAAAGAGUGUGCCAAAGCUGGAGUGAGGCUAGAAUGGAGAGAACCCGGCCUUUGUGAUUUUGGUUGUGAUGAGAGUUUGGGCUUUGUGUUCGACGAGUGUGGCCCAGUUUGCCCCAGGACCUGUGAGAACUAUGACACUCCUAUUGGUGACCUCAAAACUAAAUGCUUCAAGCCCUGUAUAGCCAGCUGUCAGUGCCCCGCCGACAAAGUGUUAUUAAACGGACGAUGUGUAGCUUUUGACGAAUGUCCUAGAAUAGAUCGCGGGGACAUUCCAGUCGGGCCUGCCCAGGGUUAGAACCAAAAAUAGACUGGGGAUAUCCCCACCGAAGCUCUCAGAUACUUAGGUUAUAUAGUGUAUUAAUAAAUGAACAAUUUUUUCUUUACUGGGUACAUUUUGAAGUGCAAUAUCAGUGUUAUUUGCAUGUUGUGUACUAUUUGCUGAGAAUGUUUUAAGUGAGAGAGACAAAACCACUGCACUAAAUCUUGUAUUGGUGUGAAAAAUGUGAGGAAGAAAAUGUCAUUCAAUCAUUUAGAUCUGAAUUGUUUAUUAUUGUUAAAUACUUGAUACUCAUGAAGUAGUUCUUAUGAUGAUAGGAACAUUUACAACCUCAGUGUGCAGUGGUGACCUCAGAAGCAGAAAUCCGUAGUAGCUAGAACCAAUUUGUAGAAACGUGUAAGACCUGAAACAUACUCGUGAUGUGUCUAAAUGGGCUGUCUAGUGUCUAGCAAUUGUGGUGCAUUUGAAAUAGAUCUUCUAUUUCUGAUAGAGUAUCAUAUUUAAAUGUAUUGAUCAUUAGAUACCUGUACAUGUAUUUCAUUUAGUCUUCAUAUUUGUUUUUAUAAGUUACUCAUGUUGGGAAGUAUAUAAAGCUCAGUUUUCUGUAAUGUUGUAGUUUUCUGAGCACAGAUUAUACAAUUUAGAAUAAUUGCUCUUUCAUGGCUUAAAACUUUUAAAAAAACAUCAGAAGCAAGUAAUUUAACAAACAUUGUGCCUUAUAUUAUCCCUGUCUUGCUUUUGAUAUUUUUUAUAUACCAAUUGUGCCUUACCUGAAUAUUAACUAUUUUAGUUUUCGUCUAUCACACUUAUUUAGUAGAAACCAGCCCAUAUAACUUCAUAUCCAAUGAUGUAUCAUCAUGUUGUUAUAAAACACAACAGAUAUCAGUGAUUUUUUAGUUCCACAAAAUAAUUGUUUACAAUGUUUGUGCUGUUACAGUGAAAGUUAACUGUACCAUAGUAAACAUCUAUUACCGGUAUGUGAAUAUGUACGGUGAAUGCAAAAAAAAUUUCAUUUUUACAUUUAGAGUUAAAUAAGUGAUAUUGAUUAUAUACAUGGGUGUGUUAUGGUAUAUAAUAUAAAGUAUCACACCUUCUAAAGUUGUAUAUUUUAUAAUUGCAUUGCUUAACUCUUCAAUUGAACAAGAUUAAAGAGGUGGUCAAUUUAGUACAUGUAAUGCAUGAGAGACACCCAGCAAAUUACAGUACAAUGGAUGAUUCAGUUCUAGUUUACUGCAGUGUACAAGUUAUUGCAUCAGAAAUUGUGAUUCUUUAUAAGUUGAAAAUAAUGCAGAACUGUGCAUGGUUAAAAAAAUGAAAAUUAGAAGAUUUAAGACGUUUUACAUCUUUGCUGCUGCUAAGCCCAGAGGUGUGUUUUACGAGAAAGAGCUUGAUGAAAUUAACAAUCUGCAACACAAAUUUGGCGAGCGCUCACUCUGCUGAACACGCCCAUGUUGGUCUAAACAGAAUACCGAAAGCCACCUUUUUUCACAUGCUAGAAAUUUUGACGAGUCUCAGAACCGCUUCAUCGUGAAUGUAUUUGGCGCAAACCAAACCUCAAAUGUCUGGUAUACCAUAUUAUUUCCUAGAAAAUGUAGUCUUGAUUGUGAAAUGAACCAGUUUAUUUCCAGUUAAUGACAAAAUAAAUUUCAUGCGAAUACAGUUGGUUUACAGAAUGUUAUUUAUGUAAUAUUUACCUCCCUUUCUGGUCUGUUGGUGUUGUACUAACAGACAGUGGUGUAUUUAUACUCAUUGUUAUUACUGUGCUGUGUUGUAUAUUUUGAUAUUUAUACAUGUUACUUUUAUAAUCAUAAUUAUACUUCUUUAAUAGACUUUGUAUGAAUGUUAUUAAUUAGAAUGUGAACAGAUUUUGUAUGUUUGAUAGCAAGUCCUUGAUAAUUAAAUUAUUAACAUAUUGAA
Magallana angulata is the source of this 15784-nucleotide messenger RNA. Its product is annotated as zonadhesin-like. The coding region runs from base 1100 to 13885 and encodes 4261 amino acids. Lineage: Eukaryota; Metazoa; Mollusca; Bivalvia; Ostreida; Ostreidae. The record is from RefSeq and is a predicted model, not a curated record. Gene Ontology annotation, molecular function: protein binding; oxidoreductase activity; serine-type endopeptidase inhibitor activity. The transcript has 62 exons.